AUGUCACAAGGCCAUGUGAAAGGAGACAGGUUGGCUUUGGUGCUUUCUGUUCUUAUUGGUCAGAAUCACAUGUGAUCAUUGGUCAAUGUUUGCCUCUUUUCCCCAUCAUAGCCCUCUAUUUCUAUAGGAGUUUGAGAAGUUGGGGGCAUUGGGGUAAAAUCCUCUUUCAGCAUGUGGCCAUUUUGCAACUCCCAGUGUCAGCUGCCAUACUUUACAGCAGCAAGCUGUAAUGUAAAAACUAAAAACGUGCCCUUUUUUAAGGGUCCUCUGUGGCUCUCUCAAGUAUCAGGUAGAUUUGGGAGAGGAAAGAGGCAAAAAAGUGGCGGUGAAGCUAUUAUGGCGGUUCCUGAAAGCUUGAGAUUCCAUUUUCUUCAUCAACUUGUGAUUCUAUUGCAGAUCCAUAGUGUAAUCUGCUACCAGUACAAAGUUGGAGAUUUGGAUUCAUGGGGUGUCCCCACUUCAGCAAAUCCACAGAUCUACACGCAUUGGUCCAAAUAUCACUCUCUCAAGAUUGGGGAUUCUCUGUUGUUCUUGUACCCACCAAGCCAAGAUUCAGUGAUUCAAGUGACGAAAGAAUCUUACAACAGCUGCAACCUCAAGGAUCCAAUCCUGUCCAUGAACGAUGGCAACUCUGUUUUCAACAUCACUGAUUAUGGGGAGUGGUUCUUCACCAGUGGAGUUGCUGGCCACUGUGAGAAGAAACAGAAGCUUCAUAUUUCUGUGCUUUCUGGGAAUGCUUCUUCUUCUGCAAACGCUCCCUCUUCUGAUGGCGCUCUCCCCGAGAUCUCUCCCUCUUACCCCACAGUUUUUGGCGGAAUCCCAGCGGCUCCCAACGCCAGUUCUUCCUCGCCAACAAGAAGCUUUUUUUCACCAACUUUCAUUGGAGCUUUUGCUGGACUUUUGAUUUUGAUCGGAUGAGUUCAAGGUCGAGAUUUUAUCAAGUUACAGAUGGGAAAGGAAUUCUUUUUCACAAUCUUCAUAUCCUUAUACUUGUGUUUUUAGAUGAAUAUUAAUUCGUAUGAUGCUUUUGCUCUUGCUUUUGCUUUUUGGCUCCGAUUUUCACGUAAAGAGGGAAUUUUAUGUUUCGACACACUCUCACGCCGCCCCAUAGUUUUGGUCUUCAAAUGCAUAGGCGAGCCAGCUAUGUCCAAAUGCGAAUCUCAGCUGUUUCCAUAUAUAAUCUAAGUUAAAUUAAUUUUGCGUCUAA
This is a messenger RNA of Momordica charantia (bitter melon), 1207 nucleotides long. RefSeq names its product early nodulin-like protein 8 (gene ENODL8). Lineage: Eukaryota; Viridiplantae; Streptophyta; Magnoliopsida; Cucurbitales; Cucurbitaceae. The record is from RefSeq and is a predicted model, not a curated record. Gene Ontology annotation, cellular component: plasma membrane. Gene Ontology annotation, molecular function: electron transfer activity.